Actinia tenebrosa (Australian red waratah sea anemone) is the source of this 2391-nucleotide messenger RNA. RefSeq names its product allene oxide synthase-lipoxygenase protein. The record is from RefSeq and is a predicted model, not a curated record. Lineage: Eukaryota; Metazoa; Cnidaria; Anthozoa; Actiniaria; Actiniidae. Gene Ontology annotation, biological process: lipid oxidation. Gene Ontology annotation, molecular function: oxidoreductase activity, acting on single donors with incorporation of molecular oxygen, incorporation of two atoms of oxygen; metal ion binding.
ACGCUUCAAUGAACAUUACAAGGAACACGAAAAAGAUCUUCCUACAAUUUUGACUAAUUUACAUACGAUUUUUGAUAAUAUUUGUAUCAAUUUUUUUACCCUGUGUUUUAAAAUACAAAAGCGUACCAUUUUAAAACGUCGUUGACAAACACCUGUGGUCAUCGUUGGAAGAAAAAGCGUUGGAUUGUAACUGGAAUAUUUGAUUUUUGACUUCGUCGUGUUUCAACCAAGGUUUGGUAGUGUUUCACCAUGAAGCGAUGGAUGGUGGUUUUAGCUCUUGUCUUAGUCCUACAUAACUCUUCUGCAGAUACCGACAUGAAAAAUACGAAUGACGUCACUCAAGAAGCCGAGCAUACACUUAAAGAUGACAUCGCUGGUCAGGAACAAGAAGCCAGUGGGUCUGCGGGCUCAGGUAUUGGAGCAGCCGUCCAGGAAGGUGAUGGUCCUAAUAAUUGCGCUAAAAGUCCAUGUAAGAACAGUGGAACGUGCAUUAAUGAUUAUAAUAGGAUUGAUGGAUAUCGAUGCCAAUGUCAAGAUGACUUUGGGGGCAUAAACUGUGAAGAGUUGAAAUGCCGCAUCAGUUUGGCGUCUUACGCAUCAAAGAUUUGUCUCGUCAGACGAGAAAUUGGACGAAAAGCGAAGAAGAUGCUAAUCAAGCUGACGUCAUCUAGAAAAGAAGACUUUCUAAACAAUUCAGACAUGCACGUGCCUCUUCUUCUCAAGAAGGGAGCAGCGAGUUUUGUUCAAAGUGCCUCCACUGAUCCCUUCACCAUCGAAUGGUACAUGAAGAUGACUGAUAAUGCUGACCUGAACAAAGAUAUCGAGUCUCAUUUCACUCUGAAGGACUCGAGGUUCCAUACAACACCAACAUUGUUGGACUUUGCUAUUGUGUAUGAGGCCUUCUAUAAACACCACAAGAAACGAAGCGCCAUGAGUGCUCUCAAGCGUGUACCAGCAAUUGAGGACAACUUCUUUAAAGACCGCUGUUUUGCUGACCAGCGGUUAGCUGGUGCAAAUCCUUUCCAAAUAUGGAAAGUAACGAGAGAAGCUGGGAACGAGGGCGUUAGUUGGGAAAGACUUUACGAAACUUAUUUAAACAAAGAUUUUGACUGGCACAAAGCGUUUCGUAAAGUAUUAAACACAGACGACAACGACGCACUGGACAAGGCGAUUGACAAAGCCGAAGUUUUAGUCGUCUAUUACCCUGAACUGGAAGGCAUUGAACCACCUCAGCUAAACGACGUCAAGUUCAACCACACUGUAUUACCGCUGACCGCUCCUAUCGCUUUCUUCAUAACCAAAGAGUAUGAGCCCGGAGUACGGCGGCUAAGUCCAGUGGCAAUCCAGCUAAAUAUGGACAACACGUCUUCUGUUUUCACGCCAGAUGAUGAGAAGUCGUGGUUCUUUGCCAAGUCAGCUGUACAAAGAGCUGAUUUUAAUGUACUCCAUAUUGUGAAGAAGAGGCUUAAGACACAUCUUUAUAUGGAUGCUCCGUGUACUCUUGUAGAAAAAUACUUCUCUGAAUAUCACCCUCUACAUCAGAUAUUACGUCAUCAUUGCCGAGCAAGCCUGGAAACUAAUAAAUUAUUCGAAUUGAAGCUGUAUGGGCCAAAAGCACCGAUAUACAAAGCAUUAAGUAUUGACUACAAAACAGCAGUUAAAAUGUUGAAUGAACAGUACAACAAGAUGGACUUUGAUGACAUUGAUUUGUUAAAGGAUCUUCAGAAACGUGGUGUUAUGGACAAGAAGACCCUUCCUUAUUACCCGUACAGAGACGAUGGAGUGAAGCUUUACGACACAAUAAAAACCUUUAUCAAGGAUUACUUACAACUAUAUUAUAAAAAAGAUGAAGACAUAACCAAGGAUUACGAGCUGCAAGAGUUUGCGAAUGAAAUGUCGAUUGAUGGCAAAAACGAGGAUGGGGGACUGGGAAUGGUCAGGAAAUUUCCCGCCAAAAUCGAAAAUCUCGACCAGCUGACGGGUGUUCUAUCCACCUUCAUCUGGGUGUUAACUGGUCAGCAUGCCGCUGUCACCUACCCUAUCCUGGAGUAUGGCGGCUUUGUUCCUAAUGCUCCUCACAGAUUGUUCGCUGAUUCAGAAGGAAAGUCUAAAUUUAGCAACAGUAUGUUUGGGAACAAAGCCAUUGCAUUGGAAGUGGCCGAGUUAUGCUCAAACAUUGGCUCAAUCCACUUGGAUCAGCUGUUUGAUUAUUACAACAAAAUAGAAGACGAACAAGGCAAAGUUCUGGUACAAAAAUUCUAUGACGAUUUGGAUAAUCUGAGUAAGAAAAUACUGGAUGACAACGACCAGAGAGUACGCGAUGGAUUCCUGCCUUAUCCUUACUUCUUACCGGGUUAUGUUACAAAUAGUAUAAGUACCUAGAUAUCUACU